Molecule: messenger RNA, 2268 nt
Organism: Caenorhabditis bovis
Lineage: Eukaryota; Metazoa; Nematoda; Chromadorea; Rhabditida; Rhabditidae
Source: the annotation of a GenBank genome assembly
AUGGAUGACGACGAUGGUGCUGAUUAUAAGGAUGAUAAGGAGAAUGAUAGCGUUUUCAGUGGUCGUCAAUAUGGAGAGGAGCAGAAAAUGCGUGAUCGCAUUGGAUCAAUGACUGCGUAUAUGGUACCAAUUACUGAUGAUUAUGAACCGAAAAUUGAGAAAAAAACUGAGAAAAAGCUUGAACGAAAACAUGUUCUGGAUCUUAUGGAUCGUUGGCGUAAAGUGGCGAGACGUGUGAAGAAUGACUAUGUUGAUCCAUGGGAUCAGUUCAAUAUCCAAGAUUAUCCGAUCCAACGCGCCAAACGUUAUCGCUACUCAGCGAUUCGUAAACUAUGGACAGAGGAUAUGGUAGAGAUUCGAAUGCACCCGGAGUCGUUUGCUCGCGGAGCAAUGCGCGAAUGCUAUCGAAUGAAGAAAAUAUCGUCAUUGGGCGGAAGUCAGGAUUGGAGUUUGGCGCAGAAUUAUGUCGCCAAGAAGUAUAUCAAUCAAGUGGAUCGCCGAGUUCUUUUCGAUGAUGUCAGACUACAAAUGGACGCGAAAUUGUGGGCUGAAGAAUAUAACAGAUACAAUCCGCCAAAGAAGAUUGACAUAGUCCAAAUGUGCGUCAUCGAGCUGGUCGAUGUUGAAGGAUCGCCUCUUUAUCAUAUUGAGCAUUUCAUUGAGGGAGAUUACUUGAAGUACAAUUCCAACUCUGGAUUCGUUUCCAAUGAUGCGCGAAUCACUCCACAAGCAUUUUCGCAUUUCACUUUUGAGCGCUCUGGACAUCAACUAAUGGUUGUCGAUAUUCAGGGUGUUGGCGACUUGUACACUGAUCCACAGAUUCAUACGGUUGUCGGAACCGAUUAUGGCGACGGAAAUUUGGGAACGCGCGGAAUGGCGCUCUAUUUCCACUCGCAUCGCUGCAAUCAUAUAUGCGAUAGUAUGGAGUUGUCGAACUUUGAGCUUUCUCCACCCGAAUUCGCCGCCACAAAAUCGCCAGCGAGACACCGCAAAAAAUCGGCGGAAAUGACGGAGUUUGCGGCGAGAAAAGCGCGAUUGUCGAGCGAAUGUGUGCAUGUGGAUCAAGCGAUAUCGAUGGAUGAGUUGCGCAGAAGAACAACGAGAUCAAUGAGUGACACCUCAUCGAAGCAUAAUGAUGAAUGUAUUUGUUGCGAUUGUAUUCCUUCUAUGGAAAAAAUGGACGAGCCACUAUCUGAAGAUGACGGAGAGGAUGCAUAUGAAGAUAGUCAAGAGGUAAUGCUAAGCGACGCCAAUAGCUCAAAAGGUCGCCUGAGUCGUAUGAGCAUUUCGACGAGAUCAUCUGGAGACGAAUCGAUGCAUGCUCGACGCAACAGAAGCGGCUUCUAUGACAUUCAUUCGCUGCGACAGCGUCAUGACAGCUUCCGUAGCUCGAUCGGAACGUUUUCGAUGAACAGCUCUCGAUUUACAAAGGAGACUGAACGUGACGAGUUUUGGAAGGCGCUUCGUAGAAAGGCGAUUCCGGCGAACAUUGCCGGAUUGCAAAGGGAUGAUGCCGAAUUGGAGCCGAACUCGGCGCACAAUUUCUCGGUUCUUGGACAGAUACAUAUCGAUUUGGCGCGUUAUCACGAACUUGGAAGAUUUGUGGAAUCGGGUGGUGGAAAGGAAAUGCUUGAAUCGAGCGAUCAGGACUCGCCGGAUGCGAAAAAACCGACGCAAUACGACAAACAAUCGGCGAUAUUCCAUUUGGAUAUUGCAAGAAAGUGCGGAAUUCUCGAGGCAAUUCUAACAACUGCCCACAUUGUUCUUGGAAUGCCGCAUGAGCUGCUCAAAGAAGUCACCGUCGAAGAUCUGUUCCCAAAUGGAAUCAUUGAUACGUCGAAUGGUGGAAGCCAAGAUUUGACCGAGUUUGGAGCGGAUUUGAUGGAAAUCGCGGCGGAAAUGGGAGAUAAAGGUGCAAUGCUUUAUAUGGCCCAUUCAUAUGAAACUGGACAAAGACUUGGUCCGAAUAGAAGCACCGAUUAUAAGAAAGCUAUUGAUUGGUAUCAACGAGUUCUUGGAUUUCAAGACGAGGAUGCGAAUAAUGUUGAGGAUUCAUCGAAAGAAACGUUCUCGUCGUUUUCGCCAAUGGCUCGCCAUGAAAUCCUCGCAAAAAUGGCGGAAAUGUAUAAAGAUGGUGGCUACGGUUUGAAUCAAGACUUUGAACGAGCUUAUAACUUGUACACGGAAGCUGCUGAAGCCGCGAUGGAAGCGAUGAACGGAAAAUUGGCGACUCGAUAUUAUGAGAAAGCCGAAAUGUGCGCUCAAUAA